Messenger RNA from Pogona vitticeps (central bearded dragon), 1797 nucleotides. The record is from RefSeq and is a predicted model, not a curated record. Lineage: Eukaryota; Metazoa; Chordata; Lepidosauria; Squamata; Agamidae.
GAACAAAUAUCCCACCCACUGAAGGGAGGGGGCGUCUUCUCUUCUUCCUUGAUUUCCGCUCGUGGGUGAGACGGCGGUGCUUGCUUGGCUGGGAGCAAGUUUGGAAAAAGUUGCAUCGAGUGGUGAAUUCUCAGCCUUUUCUGCAGCAAGACUCCCUCCAAGACUGUCGUGAUGAGUCUCCAGUGGGCUGCCGUGGCCACGUUCCUGUAUGCAGAAGUCCUCCUUGUCUUUCUCCUGUGCAUCCCCUUUAUCUCUGCAACAAGAUGGCAGAAGAUUUUCAAGUCUCGCGUGGUGCAGCUCGUGGUGGCCUACGGGAACACCUUCUUUGUCGUGCUCAUCGUCAUCUUGGUCCUGUUGUUCCUUGAUGCCAUUCGUGAGAUCCGGAAGUACGACGAUGUGACGGAGAAAGUGAACCUCCAGAACAACCCUGGGGCUGUGGAACAUUUUCAUAUGAAGCUUUUCCGAGCUCAGAGGAACCUCUAUAUUGCUGGCUUCUCCUUAUUGAUGGCCUUCCUGUUGAGACGCCUGAUCACUCUCAUCUCCCAGCAUGCCACUGUCUUGGCCUCGAAUGAAGCCUUCAAGAAACAGGCGGAAGGGGCCAGCGAUGCAGCCAGGAAAUACAUGGAGGAGAAUGACAAACUGAAGAAGGAGCUGAAGCUGGCCGGAGUGGAGGUUGCGGAUCUGGACACCAAAGGCGCUGGGGCUGAAGAGGAGAACAAAGCCCUGCAGGCUGAAGUGAAAAAGCUGAAGGAGGAAUUGACCUCUACAAAGAGAGCCUUAGAGAAAGCCGACCAUGAGGCACUGGCGAUGCGCAAACAGGCUGAAGGACUGACCAAGGAGUACGACAGGCUGCUGGAGGAAUACGUCAAGGUCCAGGCAUCGCAUGAGGGCCCAAAGGACAAGAAGGAAGAAUGAUUUCCAGUUCUGCAUCUCCUGUGGGUCUCUGCCCCGUUCCCUGGUUGCUAUACAUUCAUCUUUUGUAGGUGGGGGGCAGGACCAAAUGGAUCGCCUUCCUCCCUCAUUCUGGACACAGAUUUGGUUGGUACACACACACAUCUCGCCUUCCAUUUUGCUCCCUCGCUCCAGAUGUAUUCACCUUAUUGUUUUGGGCUACAAUUCUCAGAAUUCCCCGAGCCAACAUGGCUAGUGGCCAUGCUGGGAGUUGUAGCCCUCAGGAGUCACUUUUGCAGGCUCUGCUCCCAACCCUCUUUCACAAUGACCUUGAUGCUAUUGCUUUUGAGUGGACGUUUAAUGCUCUCUGACUUGUCCCCGUCUUCUCUCUCUCUUUCCGUCCACUGUUUUUUUUUUCCCUGGAUAAGAGGUGACUGUGAGCUUUCUGGAAUGAUGCUACUCCCUUGUCUCUGCAUCCCAGAUAAUUCCCCCUCCCCCACAGGUAAAAUGAAGCUUUCCCUUCUGGAGAGGCAGGUGGGGCUGGAUUUCACCAGGGCCAGAAACACUUCUGUGUUGCGGUGAGGGGGGUACUGGCUAUUUCAGUACGUGCUCUUAGUCCUGCCCCUCAUCUUUCAGGACUAGUGCCUGCUCCCCUAGAAUCUUGAGUAUCUCUUUGUUCUCUCUAACGUUGGAACAUGGACAUGAGUGGGGCACCUCCCAGUGCAUUGAUGGGCUCCUCUUGUUUUUUGCUGGGGUGAUAAGGGAAAGUUCCGGCCCUGGGUCCAUACUCCUCCAUUUUGUUUUAGGGGGGGCGGGGUUGGUGAUGUGUGGUUUUUUUAUAUACAUAUAUAUAUUAUAAACAAGAUGUCUGUAAAAAGCUUCACAUUAAAUCUCUGGAACAAUGUA